AACCAGUGUAUCAGGAAGUGUGUUGUUUGCACAAGCGCAGUGUAAUUGUCAGGUGAUUGUGGCUUGUCCUACAUUUUGUUCAGUAGAGGUGUUUGCUAUUAUCGAUAUUGACAGUUUGGAUAUUUCUCAAGCAGAUCUCUGAAAAUGAGUGACCCGUAUAACGCUCCGCCAGCAUACACUCCGUCAGCCAACCAGCCUGGCUCGUACCCACCUCCAAGUGGGGCACCGUACCCACCACAAGGGGUUCCGUAUGACCCGUCGAAGAUGCCGCGACCUUCGCAGCCGAGCUACCAGCAGUACAGCAGUAUCACAGUCCAGCCACAGCAGCAGAUUGUCGUGGUCGGCGGUUGUCCAGCGUGUAGGGUUGGAGUGUUGGAGGAUGACUUCACGUGUCUUGGUGUUUGCUGUGCUGUCAUCUUCUUCCCCAUCGGCAUUCUCUGCUGUCUGGCCAUGAGGCAGCGAAGAUGUAUGCACUGUGGAGCUAUUUAUGGUUGAUUGUUAUAAACAUCAACAAUUAACUCUCAUUCCCAACUCUACAAAUGUUAUCACAAAUUAAAUAUAUAUAUAUAUUUUAUGAUCUAUGGCAUGCAAUUGUUUCAUUAAUUGUUACAUUUUUGCCACCUAGCUUGUAUAACAUAAAAUCAUUAUUAUUUUUUUGACAAAAGAACACAAGUUCGUAUUGGAGAGAAAUUAGGUUUGUUAAAGUUGGCAAUUAUUUGAUCUAUCUAUCUCUCUCUCUCUCUCUCUCUCUCUCUCUCUCUCUCUCUCUCUCUCUCUCU
Molecule: messenger RNA, 779 nt
Organism: Gigantopelta aegis
Lineage: Eukaryota; Metazoa; Mollusca; Gastropoda; Neomphalida; Peltospiridae
Product: brain protein I3-like
Exons: 4
Coding region: 145-495 (116 amino acids)
Source: RefSeq, a predicted model, not a curated record